This is a messenger RNA of Limulus polyphemus (Atlantic horseshoe crab), 1755 nucleotides long. RefSeq names its product transmembrane protein 138-like. Gene Ontology annotation, cellular component: cilium. The record is from RefSeq and is a predicted model, not a curated record. NCBI's taxonomy places the organism in Eukaryota, Metazoa, Arthropoda, Merostomata, Xiphosura, Limulidae. The transcript is spliced from 5 exons. The coding region runs from base 226 to 705 and encodes 159 amino acids.
CCCAUUUUAUUAUAGAUAAAAAGUACAAAUUUUCCACAUAUUGAAAUUUUUAAUUAAAAUAAUUCGGAUCAGUAUUUCCGAUAACAUCACACUGGCAACGAAGUUCGACAUUGAUUAAAUUUUUAAAAUUAAAAGGUAAACAGUCGGCACAUUCUGGAACUGCGUUCGCUUAAUUGAGUAAUGUAAGAAGAACAGAAACAAGUAUUGAUGUAGUGGAUUAGUAUCAUGAAAGCAGAUCGAUUCCGUCCAGUUUUGUGCCUUCAGUAUCUCUUACUUGGGUUCGAUUUGUUUAUCAACUCAUUUGCUGACUUCUUUCGAGAUCCUGUUGUCACUGAGCUUAUUCUUUACAUAAUUCAAGAUGUUUGUAUCAUCUUCAGUAUCAUUAUUAUUUUUCUCAUGUUUUUCAAUACCUACAUUUUCCGUGCUGGUCUUGUAGGCAUACUGUUUUCUCGGUUCAAACUUGCUAUAGGUGUUUCACUUUUUUACUUGGCAUGUUCCAUUUCUCUUCACAUUUGGAUUUUGCAUCUGAGAUGGGAAGAUCCACACAAGUAUAUUUGGACCAAGGGGUUACUUAUACUCUAUGUAAUACAAAGAUCAGGAGCCGUUUUUUAUUAUUAUUUAUACAAGCGGACUGCUCUAAAAGUGGUUGACCCUCGUUACUAUGAAAACAGUGAGUGGCUUCAAAGAGAAAUAGCAAGCAGAUGAUAACAGACAGUAGGUUUGUGAUAACAACAAAAUAUAUAUAUAUAUAUAUAACUGUUUGUUAUGUGAAAAGGUCUAAACUAGUCUCACAAACAAUAAGGAAACAACUGUUAUGUCGACACACCACAGAAACACAAGACUGCACUAUCAUGAACAAGGCUGUUUUUUCCUUGCCAGUGUCAUAUUCUAGUAGAAUGUUUAUACAAAACUUUCUACCAUUGUGUGAUUUUUGUGGUGCAAUUAAAGAAAAAAACUAUGAAGUAUUUUAUAUAUAUAUGUCUUUUGUGUUGAAACCUUUCUCUUGAAAAAUUAGAAGAUUCAUUAUUAUCUCCAUAACUAUACCCGUGAUCUUAUCAAUUGAUAUUCCUUAAAAAGUUUUAAGCAUUAAUGAUGGAAAAAUAAAUAAAGAUAAGUUGAUCAUAUGAAGAAGUGUGAAAAAGAACAAGAAAAACUUCAGUAUCUAUAAUGUUACAGUUUUUCACUACUUGCUCAAAUGAACAGACAAAUGAAUUUUUUUCCUACCAUUAGGGACGCAAUGAACUUGGAAUUCACCAGGCUGAAUUAAUUAAUACCUGAAUUAAGAUAUUUCAUUAGUUUGAUGAAUAGAGAAAUUUUUCUACAUUGAUAUAAGAUAUUAAUAAUCACAUGAUGGUAAAUUAAUAAUUGUUUAUUUUAGGUCUCUCACUGCGUUUUAUACAGUACUGUAUAUAAGAACCAAAAGUGCAACUGUAAAGUAAGAAUUUAAUUAAUCUUGUGUAUUAUAAUCACACUAUCUUUCAAACUGUUCAGUCACAUGAACAUGAACCUCUUAGCAAAUGAAACAGUCAUGAUCAUAACUUUCAUUCAUAUACUUUGUAACAUUGAUCAUUAUAAAGUUUUAAAGUGUUUCUAUAGUCUUAACACACACUGAAUUAUGUAGCUAUAAAUUUAAAUACAGGCAUAAAUCUAAAGGAGCCACAAUACUUUCGUUUACAUUUUUAUAUUUUACUGGGUAUCUUAACUUAUUAAAGUUUUAUCAUGUUUAUAUAGAUAAAAGAGUAAUAAUGAAUAAAA